This is a messenger RNA of Talpa occidentalis (Iberian mole), 2005 nucleotides long. RefSeq names its product F-box protein 8 (gene FBXO8). The transcript has 7 exons. Lineage: Eukaryota; Metazoa; Chordata; Mammalia; Eulipotyphla; Talpidae. Gene Ontology annotation, biological process: regulation of ARF protein signal transduction. Bases 304 to 1263 code for a protein of 319 amino acids. Gene Ontology annotation, molecular function: protein binding; guanyl-nucleotide exchange factor activity. The record is from RefSeq and is a predicted model, not a curated record.
UCAGCUCCGUCCCCGCCCGCGGCGUGCACGAGUGGGUCGGAACCGGCUUCUCCAUGGCCCGGGCGCCGGUUCCCGGCUGAGCCAUUUUCCUAUUGGCUGAAGCCCCCACCCAGAGGCCGAUUCGUCGCGGCGGCGGUGGGGAUCGCAGGUCGCGCAGAUUUAUUUAUUUUCUACAAGCACUGGGUACAGUCAGAAGCGCGGGAGGGUGAGAGAAUUCACCAGAGCCAGAGUGGGGAGCAGAACAGGCAGAAGGACAGAAGCACACUGCUGAGGGGAGCAGCGGGCGGCAGGAGAGGCUUGCAGAUGGGUCAGGGGCUGUGGAGAGUGGCCAGAAACCAGCAGCUACAGCAAGAAGGUUAUAGUGAGCAAGGCUACCUCAGCAGAGAGCAGAGCAGGAGAAUGGCUGCCAGCAACAUUUCCAACAGCAGUCAUCGUAAACAAGUCCAAGGAGGCAUUGAUAUAUACCAUCUUUUAAAGGCAAGGAAAUCUAAAGAACAGGAAGGAUUCAUUAACUUAGAAAUGUUGCCUCCCGAGCUAAGCUUUACCAUCUUGUCCUACCUGAAUGCAACUGACCUCUGCUUAGCUUCGUGUGUUUGGCAAGACCUUGCUAACGAUGAACUUCUCUGGCAAGGCUUGUGUAAAUCCACUUGGGGUCACUGUUCCAUAUACAAUAAGAACCCACCUCUAGGAUUUUCUUUUAGAAAAUUGUAUAUGCAGCUGGAUGAAGGCAGCCUCACCUUUAAUGCUAAUCCAGAUGAGGGAGUGAACUACUUUAUGGCCAAGGGUAUCCUCGAUGAUUCACCAAAGGAAAUAGCAAAGUUUAUCUUCUGUACAAGAACACUAAAUUGGAAAAAACUGAGGAUCUAUCUUGAUGAAAGGAGAGACGUCUUGGAUGACCUUGUAACCUUGCAUAAUUUUAGAAAUCAAUUCUUACCCAAUGCACUGAGAGAAUUUUUUCGUCACAUCCAUGCCCCUGAAGAGCGUGGGGAGUAUCUUGAAACUCUAAUAACAAAGUUCUCACAUAGAUUCUGUGCUUGUAACCCUGAUUUAAUGAGAGAACUUGGCCUUAGUCCUGAUGCUGUCUAUGUGCUGUGCUACUCUUUAAUUCUACUUUCCAUUGACCUCACUAGCCCUCAUGUGAAGAAUAAAAUGUCAAAAAGAGAAUUUAUUCGAAAUACCCGACGUGCUGCUCAAAACAUUAGUGAAGAUUUUGUAGGACACCUUUAUGACAACAUCUACCUUAUUGGCCACGUGGCUGCAUAAGAGCACAAUUGCUAGGACUUCAACUUUUAACUUCAAACUAAAGCUACCAAGGACUGACUUAGCAGAUAUGGGGGUUACAUUAGUGCUGGGCAUUCUAGCCUCUGUGUACAAUCAAGCUGGAGUGUACAACUUUUUUCUCUUUCUCUGCUUUAUUUUUUAAUAAUUUCCUUGGGGAACUAAAGAAUUUUGUAGAAUUUUUCUUCCAUUUGCUCAUCAUGUUUUGCACAAAGCAGAGCCACUGUCUGACACAGCUAUUUAAGAAUGUUAAACUGACAUUAUGCUCUAAAAAAUGGGAUAUGUGUGUGUUAGAUUUGCCUGAAAAACUUUAUUCAUUUCUAUUCUUUUUUAAAAUACCAUGUAAUGUAUACAUAUUUAACUAAAGAGAUUUAUAAUCAUAAUUAUUUUAUUGUAAAUAUUUUGACUAAAGUCUUUCCUUUUUCUCUCAAACUGACUUCUGAAAUUUAUUUGAUUCUGAUCUGUGAUUAUUGUCUUUGGAAAAGCUGAACGUGACUUCACAUGGAAGCCAAUACCAGCUUCUCUUUCCUUUGAACUUUGAAAGGAGUAUUAAUUUGUUACUACUGACUAUGCAAAACUUGCAUUUAUUUUUAUAUAAUCACUUGAAUUUUUCAUUUUUAAAACUGUGUAGUUAAAUCUCAGUAAGUUAUUUAAACCACUUAAGAUAGCAAACUUAAAUCUAAGAUUUACAAAUAUAAUAAUAUAGUGUUAUUAGAACUCUAGUAAA